Closterium sp. Naga37s-1 is the source of this 1209-nucleotide messenger RNA. Lineage: Eukaryota; Viridiplantae; Streptophyta; Zygnematophyceae; Desmidiales; Closteriaceae. The record is from the annotation of a GenBank genome assembly.
AUGUCCUCUGCGCCAUAUCACCCACUCGCCUCCUUCUCAUCUCGCGACUCCGCUCCUAUUAAUCCACCCCAGCCGUUAGUUCGUGAGUUAUACGGUGUAGGCCGCGGUCCUGGUUCAGGUUCCGCCCGUGCCCUGUCCUCCGGACCAGGUUCGGAAUCUGCCUCGGCACAACAAUCCGUAGGGCUGGCAACACAAGGAUCUCACCUCGCGGGAGGAUCUCCUGGUCUGGCCGCGCGGGGAAUCGCUGGGAGCGCCAAGACUGGUUCUGGCACGGUUUCCGUCGCGGAUAACGGCGGAGAUGACGUGGAACGAUGGAGGGAGGCUGUUCAGGGGCUUCGCGACGCGGAGAGCUUGGUGGGAGCGCUGGAGCAGCUGCUGUUGGGACCAGAUACGUUGUUUCUAGACGCCAACGCGAUGCGAUCGGCGCGGAGUGUGUACGACGGGCAACGGCAGCUGCAUGCGCUGAACCGGCGCGUGGCGGGGCUGCAGGGGGAGCUGGACGCGGCGGUGGAGGCGGCGAGGGAGGCGCGCGCGGGGAGGCGGGAGAGCGAGGAGGAGCGACGGCGCAUGCAGGACGCACUGGCACAGGCGCAGCGAGACAUGGAGGCCACCUCAGGCGUGUUUGACCUGUACACGAGUGAGCUGCGGGGCCGGCAGCAGCAGCUGGAGCGAGCGGAAGAGGAGGUGCGGCACCUGCAAGCACGCCUGCGCGCCGCACCCGCCCAUCCCUCCACCUCCGCCCACUCCUCCCCCCAGUCCGCCUCCCACUCUUCCGCCUCCACCACGUCCUCUCUCUCUUACUCCUCUGCUUACGGCUCUGUGCACUCCUCAGCAUAUGCCUCUGCUGCAUCAUCGGUUUAUGGCUCGGCUAUAGAUGUCCCGUCUCCUGCUCCUGCUGCUCUUGCAACGGGAGCUGCCCGUGCCGCUCGUGCUGGUGCUGUGUCUGCAUGGGUUGCUGGUGCUGCUGCUACUGCGGGUGUGGUGGAGAGGACAGGUGGGGGGGCUGUUGAGGCACUGGGAGGCAAGCAAGGGGAUGAUGGGAGGGAUCUAGGGAGAGGAGGAGAGGAGGAAGGGCAGGAGAUGGGGAGUGUUGGAGUGAGUGGCGGUGCCAGUGGUGGUGCCUACAGGAAGGUUGGGGUUCUGGAAGAAGGUGCUGGUGGUACCAGCGAUACGGAACGGGAUGAUGAGUUCCUGGACAGUCUACAGUGA